Molecule: messenger RNA, 444 nt
Organism: Cutaneotrichosporon cavernicola
Lineage: Eukaryota; Fungi; Basidiomycota; Tremellomycetes; Trichosporonales; Trichosporonaceae
Exons: 3
Coding region: 1-444 (147 amino acids)
Source: RefSeq, a predicted model, not a curated record
AUGUCAGCGAACGGCUCUUUUGCGCUCGACAAGACGGACCGCGCCCUCCACCUCCAGACCCACAAGGAAGCCCUCUACGUCUUCCGUUUCCCGCGCAACACUCCUGUUCCCGGAGCGCUCUUCGAUGCCGUAGACACCUUUGUCACCGUCUCGCGCACCCCGCGCGAGGUAUCCAUCGUCGCGGCAAAAGACGCCCCCGAGGCGGCCGGCAUGCCCAAGUCGGCAGAGGAGCACUGUGGCGGACCGUGGACGGCUAUCCGUGUCAGUGGGCCGCUGGAGCACCACAUGGUCGGCGUGCUCUCCGAGAUCGCCCGCGUGCUCAAGGAAGCCUCCAUCUCGAUCUUCACCAUCUCCACAUGGGACACGGACUAUAUCCUCGUCACGAACGAUACCCUCGAUAAGGCCAAGGAGGCGCUGUCGGCUGAUGGCUGGCAGUGGGUCUAG